GCGCAGCCCAGCCCACUUGUGCGCGAGAUUUAAAAGUUGGCGGCUCGCCGGGCGCUCAGUUCUGUGUCCGGGCCCCGAGGCACAGCCAGGGCACCAGGUGGAGCACCAGCUACGCGUGGCGCAGCGCAGCGUCCCUAGCACCGAGCCUCCCGCAGCCGCCGAGAUGCUGCGAACAGAGAGCUGCCGCCCCAGGUCGCCCGCCGGACAGGUGGCCGCGGCGUCCCCGCUCCUGCUGCUGCUGCUGCUGCUCGCCUGGUGCGCGGGCGCCUGCCGAGGUGCUCCAAUAUUACCUCAAGGAUUACAGCCUGAACAACAGCUACAGUUGUGGAAUGAGAUAGAUGAUACUUGUUCGUCUUUUCUGUCCAUUGAUUCUCAGCCUCAGGCAUCCAAUGCACUGGAGGAGUUUUGCUUUAUGAUUAUGGGAAUGCUACCAAAGCCUCAGGAACAAGAUGAAAAAGAUAAUACUAAAAGGUUCUUAUUUCAUUAUUCGAAGACACAGAAGUUGGGCAAGUCAAAUGUUGUGUCGUCAGUUGUGCAUCCGUUGCUGCAGCUCGUUCCUCACCUGCAUGAGAGAAGAAUGAAGAGAUUCAGAGUGGACGAAGAAUUCCAAAGUCCCUUUGCAAGUCAAAGUCGAGGAUAUUUUUUAUUCAGGCCACGGAAUGGAAGAAGGUCAGCAGGGUUCAUUUAAAAUGGAUGCCAGCUAAUUUUCCACAGAGCAAUGCUAUGGAAUACAAAAUGUACUGACAUUUUGUUUUCUUCUGAAAAAAAUCCUUGCUAAAUGUACUCUGUUGAAAAUCCCUGUGUUGUCAAUGUUCUCAGUUGUAACAAUGUUGUAAAUGUUCAAUUUGUUGAAAAUUAAAAAAUCUAAAAAUA
Messenger RNA from Pan troglodytes (chimpanzee), 873 nucleotides. It is a transcript of the gene NMU, whose product is annotated as neuromedin U. NCBI's taxonomy places the organism in Eukaryota, Metazoa, Chordata, Mammalia, Primates, Hominidae. Gene Ontology annotation, molecular function: neuromedin U receptor binding. The record is from RefSeq and is a predicted model, not a curated record. The transcript has 10 exons. Gene Ontology annotation, cellular component: terminal bouton. Bases 164 to 688 code for a protein of 174 amino acids. Gene Ontology annotation, biological process: positive regulation of synaptic transmission; positive regulation of smooth muscle contraction; neuropeptide signaling pathway.